AUGAAAAGCGUGCUGUUGCUGAACGCCGCCAUCUUGGUUCAUGCUGGAGUCAACAUUCCUGUUCAGCCAAAUUUUGAUGUCCGAAAGAUUACUGGGAGAUGGUAUCCCAUUGCGGUGGUUUUGGCUAAUGCUAUAACGUUUCCCGGUGAGCCAGCAGCUAACGAAGACGUGGUGCCUUUGGCCAAUGGAGCAAUACUUGUCACAAAUAGUUUCAUGAGAAAUGGAAUAUGUACGAAGUAUGCACUUAUUUUUGAUCCCAGUCAUCAGCCUGGUAAAUUUUUAACUCAAGACAGGAGUAGCACUCUACGUAUGGUAGAGGUAAAAUAUAACAGCCACUACAUUCUUCACGUUCAAAUGAAAAAUUCUGCGGCUCUGCAUCUAAAUACCAGGAAAUUGAAUGGAAUAGACGCCAUGAAAAACACAUUCAAGCAGCGUGCGGCCUCAAUGGGAUUCAGUGUUGAUGACAUACAAUUUCUAGCCCCAGGCGGUAAGUGA
Molecule: messenger RNA, 495 nt
Organism: Sphaerodactylus townsendi
Lineage: Eukaryota; Metazoa; Chordata; Lepidosauria; Squamata; Sphaerodactylidae
Product: epididymal secretory protein 4-like
Exons: 5
Coding region: 1-495 (164 amino acids)
Molecular function (GO): small molecule binding
Source: RefSeq, a predicted model, not a curated record